Messenger RNA from Echinops telfairi (small Madagascar hedgehog), 3165 nucleotides. RefSeq names its product microtubule associated protein 7 (gene MAP7). Gene Ontology annotation, cellular component: microtubule cytoskeleton. Bases 99 to 2393 code for a protein of 764 amino acids. Lineage: Eukaryota; Metazoa; Chordata; Mammalia; Afrosoricida; Tenrecidae. The record is from RefSeq and is a predicted model, not a curated record. Gene Ontology annotation, biological process: microtubule cytoskeleton organization. The transcript has 18 exons.
AGAUCUAUUACAAGGGCUCAAAUGAACUGGCAGCUUAAGAACUAGCAGCUUCUCGGCAGCUGCAAUUAUAUAAGCAUUUAUUUUUAAUAUAAUAAUAAAUGAAUAAGAAAAGUAGCGGCAGUAUGCCGGGAUCAGCCACAGCUAUCCGACAAGAGAGGCUGAAGAAGACUAAUGCAAGGCCAACCCCCCCUGGUCUGUUCACCAUUAAUGAGGAAGAUGAACAGCAAAAGAAUGGGAAUUCCAGAAGACCGAAAGCUCCUGACAGCUGCAAAGUGCAAGAUAAGAAAGCACCUGCCUCCAACCACCCCUCCUCUGCUGUUUCAGGUCAAACUAGCAACCACUCAGGAAACAAGCCAGACCCGCCGCCUGUGCUGCGGGUUGAUGAUCGGCAGCGGCUGGCCCGGGAGCGGCGCGAGGAACGGGAAAAACAGCUAGCCGCCCGGGAGACCGUGUGGCUGGAGCGCGAGGCGCGUGCGCGGCAGCACUAUGAGAAGCACCUGGAGGAGCGGCGCAAGCGGCUGGAGGAGCAGCGGCAGAAGGAGGAGCGGAGGCGAGCCGCCGUGGAGGAGAAGCGGAGGCAGAGGCUGGAGGAGGACAAAGAACGCCAUGAAGCUGUUGUAAGGCGAACAAUGGAGAGGAGUCAGAAGCCAAGACAGAAGCCAAACCGGUGGUCAUGGGGCGGCCCCCUCCACGGGAUCCCCAGCAUCCACAGUGCAGAUCCCGACAGGCGCUCAGUUUCCACCAUGAAUCUUUCGAAACAUGUUGAUCCCGUGAUUAGCAAGCGGCUCUCCUCCUCAUCUGCAACUUUACUAAAUUCUCCAGAUAGAGCUCGCCGCCUGCAGCUCAGCCCGUGGGAGAGCAGCGUUGUUAACAGACUCCUGACGCCCACACAUUCGUUCCUGGCCAGAAGCAAAAGCACUGCUGCCUUGUCUGGAGAUGCAGUUAUCCCCAUUUGUCCUCGUUCAGCAUCUUGCAGCCCCAUCAACACCAUGCCCUACAAAGCUGCACACUCUAGGAAUCCGAUGGAGCGACCAAAACUCUUUGUGACAGCACCCGAGGGCUCCGCACGCCGGAAGACCAUUCACGGCAGCUCGAGCUUUAAGAGAGAAAAAGACAGAGAAAACAUCCCUUUCCAUCUCACAUCUGGCUUCCGACGGGCUUUAUCUCCAUCUCUUCCCAAAGCAAGACCACCAGCAUCCUCCCGACUUUGGCUGCCAUCCAAGUCCUUUCCUCAUUUGCCUGGCACACCCAGACCAACCUCCUCCCCGUCUCCUGGCUCCACCAAAGCUGCCGCUGCCCCUGCACAGGCCCGGCCCCCGUCCCCCGGCAACAUCCGCCCCGCCAAGAGAGAAGGCAAGGUGGAGCCGGAGAGAGAACCUCAGAAAGCUGCCAGUGAGUCCACACUCAAGGUCAGGGCACCUUUAGUGAAGGUCGAAGAGGUCACUGCUGAGGAGGGGACACCUGCCGAGCCGGAAGCUGCCCCUGCUGCUCCAGCCCCGGCCCCAGCCCCAGCUCCAGCCCCAGCCCCAGCCCCCUCAGUGACUGCCAGUCCAUCUACUAAGACCUCUGCAGGCACCACUGACCCGGAAGAGGCCACAAGGCUGCUAGCAGAGAAGAGGCGGCUGGCUCGGGAGCAGCGAGAGCAGGAAGAGAAGGAGCGCAGGGAGCAGGAAGCGCUGGAAAGACACAAGAGGGAGGAACUGGCUCAGAGGGUGGCCGAGGAGAGAACCCGGCGUGAGGAGGAGGUGCGGCGGCUGGAGGCCGAGCAGGCCCGGGAGAAGGAGCAGCAGCUGCUGCGGCAGGCGGAGGAGCGCGAGCGGGAGGAGAUGGAGCGCGCCCAGAAGCAGAAAGAAGAAGAAGCGCGUGUGCGAGAAGAAGCAGAGAAGGCCCGGCAGGCACGAGAGAAGCAUUUCCAGAGAGAAGAACAAGAGCGCCUGGAGAGGAAGAAGCGACUGGAGGAGAUCAUGAAGAGAACCCGGAGAACAGAAGCUGCAGAGAAGAAAACUCUUGACCAGAGAAAUGGAGAUAUAGCCAAAGGCGUUCUUACUGGAGAAACAGGAUCUGACCUUCCGUGUAAGACAAACUCUCCUGGAAGUGGAGAAGCAGUGGCCAGCCCACACGUGGUGACCUCACACCAAUUGACAGCGACUGUGGAAAGUACUCCCAAUUUUGAAAAACAACCAAAUGAAAAUGGAGUGCCUGUGCAGAAUGAAACUUUUGAAGAAAUUAUACAUUUGCCCGUCGGGUCCAAACCAUCCCGAUUAGAUGUCGCCAACAGUGAGAGCGCAGGAAUCCCCUUGAGUCCAGUCUUGGCCUUUGACGAGGAAGGGACGCUGGGGUCUCUCCCUCAAGUCGAUGGUGUUCAGACUCAACAGACAGCAGAAGUUAUAUGAACAUUUCUUCCGAAGAACCAAAGCAGAACUCUGGUGAGAAUUUCUCUGGUUAAAGGCGCACCCUCCCAUCCCGUCCAGUUUUCUAAAGGUUUCUUGAACAUUGUUAUGAAAACACUUUAUUAAAACCAGCUAAAGACAACAGACUGGAUAGCUUUUCUAAUAAUUUUCGCCAAUAGAAAAAGAAAAUGUUCCUUUUUCUUCAAUAAUUUAAAAUGCCUUUUUUCCAGUGUGCUCCUUGGAAGCAAAUCAAUAUUUUUUCCUGCAUUCUUUAAACGAAAAGAACAUUUGGCUACAAAAGAAAUGGCUGGGCUGGCCAGGCAUGAUUUUUCACAUAAAUGUUUUGGUUUUAAAAGCUAUAACAUGUAAAAUUGGCAGCAACAACCCAAAAAAUUCCCUUUUACAAUACAUAGCACUUGAAAAAUAAGUACCCCUUGGCUGUACCGGUAGAGUGACUGAAGGUGGUGUGUAAAUUAAGCCGGUUUAUUGAAAUGUUACUGCAAAGAGCUCUAUUCUUGGAGGCAAAUUGUAUUCGGAUGACCUGCUGCUUGUCAAUGCAACUUGCACGUGGACGGACAUCUGCACCCUCCGCUGUCACUGCAGCCUCCUUGCACCUCCUGUGGCGGAAGCACCCUGAGAAGUUUUACAGUGUGUGUGAGAGAGGGGAAAAUUAUUUUUUCAGAACAAGAAAAUAAUUUACUACCCACUUAAAUGAUGUAUUUAUAAAGUUUUUUCCAGAUAAACUAAUCAAAUAAAUUAGAAACCUGUGACAACA